This is a messenger RNA of Sitophilus oryzae (rice weevil), 1462 nucleotides long. Its product is annotated as queuine tRNA-ribosyltransferase accessory subunit 2. NCBI's taxonomy places the organism in Eukaryota, Metazoa, Arthropoda, Insecta, Coleoptera, Curculionidae. The transcript has a single exon. Bases 235 to 1449 code for a protein of 404 amino acids. The record is from RefSeq and is a predicted model, not a curated record. Gene Ontology annotation, molecular function: tRNA-guanosine(34) queuine transglycosylase activity.
CAUGGUGCUUACUAGAUAGGUAGUCAACCGCACUUAUUUCGCAUUUCGGCCGCAAGGCCGGCUAUAUCUAUGGUUCGAAUAGAACAUUUCAAAACAUUUCAACUAUGCAUUUCGAAAAUCAUCUGUCAUAAAUAAUAACCAUAUUUUUAAAAUUUAAAAUUUUAUGUUUUGCGGUGUUUAUCUCAUAUUAAUUAAUUAGUUGUUAUUCGAAGAACUCAAAACUCAAAAUCCAACAUGAAAUUUACUGUUAAACAUGUUAUGAAACAAUCAGCAAGGAUAGGCGAAUUAAGUCAUAUUAAGGCCGAUUUCGGAAUUAAAAUGGAAACGCCGUUAGUACUACUUCAUACUCAAGCUGGACACAUUCCACACAUAACACAUGAAGUUUUAAAACUAAUUAGCAAAGAGCCCCAGAUAUUACAAAUACCAUUAGUUAGCAUUCAUAAUUAUUAUGAUGCUAUACAGGAUUACGAUGGAAGAAUUUCAGAAUUUGUUGGAAGUAAAGAUACUAUAUCAUAUAUUACCCUUAAUGAUCCUUCAAAUUUAACUAGGCAAGGCCAUCACGUUAAGGAGAUGGUACCUAUAUUUACAAAAAAUGGAAAAGUGCUUUAUGAUAGCCAGAAAUAUAUGGCAAUGAUUAAUAAUUUGAAACCAGAUAUGUACACUUUGCUAUCUGAUGGAGAUACUAAUAUUGCUAGUUCUCAAAAACGAAUAACAAAAUCUGUAGAAAAUACUGCUGCCUUUAAUAAGCAAUGCAUUAGUUACCAAAAGAAGUCAUCCAAUCUUCAAGAUAGUUUUGUUAUAGCUCCAGUAGUAGGUGGUUAUUGUUUGAAGUCUCGGGAAAAAUUUAUUGAACUGAUUUUACAGAAUGAUUCUUUUGUUCAUGGUUAUUUAAUUGAUGGACUUCAUAAUAAUGGCCCAGAAGUAGAAUUUAUCCCUUUUAACGAAGUAGAAUUAGUUGUGAAAAAAGUGAUUGAUAACUUGCCAGAAAGCAAACUGAGGGUAAUAAGUGGAUGUUGGAGUCCUGUUAAUAUUAUUAAACUUGUAAAAUGUGGUAUAGAUGUAUUCGAUACCUCAUAUUGUAGGAUAUUAACAGAAAGAUCAGCUGCACUUACAUUUUCAAUAAAUGAAAAUGAUCUGUCUGAGGCAUAUGAAAUAAAUUUACGUCAUAAUCAAUAUGCUGAAGACUUCAAACCAUUGCUUCUAGGAUGCCAAUGUAUUACAUGUAAUGGAUAUUCUCGAGGAUAUAUUCAUCAUUUAUUAACUGUACAAGAGUUACUUGGUUCGGUUUUGAUUAUGAUCCAUAAUGUUCACCAUAUUCUUAGAUUUUUUUCAAAAAUCAGGCAAAGCAUAAGAGAUGAAUGUCUGGUUGAUUUAGAGAAUAACAUUUUAGAUCAGUACAAUGAAUUUCAAUGUCAGAAAAUCAAAAAUUUGGAAAAUGAAAAUAAAUAGAAAUUAGAACUGA